AUGGAUUUUUUCUUAAGGUGCGUGCUUUUGUUUUGCCUAUUUGCUCAGUUUAUGAGGAUAUGGAAUACAUGCUAUCCUCCUGAAGUUAGAUUCGGUGUCCUAGCAUGGCCAAGGAGGAAAAGAUAUAAUAGUGAAAUCUGUAGAUUAUAUGAAGUAAAAGAUAUAAUAGUGACAUCUGCAGAUUCAAGAGAGGCUGUAGCUGAUGCCAACAAAGCAAUUGAACUUGAUCCUUCGAUGCAUAAAGCAUACCUUCGGAAGGGCUCUGCUUGCAUCAAGCUGGAGGAAUACCAAACUGCAAAGGCUGCUCUUGAAGUGGGUUCUUCUUAUGCAUCUGGUGACUCGAGGUUUACUCGUCUGAUGAAGGAGUGUGAUGAUCGUAUUGCUGAGGAGGCUAGCCAGGUGCCAGUAAAGAAUGCCGCUGCGGCUGUUGCUUCAGCUACAUCUUCGGGGGCAUCUUCCGGGGCUACAACUGUGGCUACUGAAGCUGAGGACCAGGAUGGUGCAAAUAUGGAGAAUGCACAGCCAACGAUGGAAGUGCCAAGCAAGCCCAAAUACAGGCAUGACUACUACAAUACUCCUACAGAAGUGGUACUGACUAUAUUUGCUAAGGGUGUUCCAGCUGACAGCGUGGUUGUUGACUUUGGUGAACAGAUGAUCGUCCCAGAUAAGUGCAAGUAUACUGUGUUGUCUACAAAGGUUGAAAUGCGCCUUGCAAAAGCUGAGCCAGUAACUUGGACAUCAUUGGAUUAUACUGGUAAACCAAAGGCUCCUCAGAAGAUAAAUGUACCAGCUGAAUCAGCCCAGAGGCCAUCUUAUCCGUCAUCAAAAUCCAAAAAGGACUGGGAUAAGCUUGAAGCUGAAGUGAAAAAACAGGAGAAGGAUGAAAAACUUGAUGGUGAUGCUGCAUUGAACAAAUUUUUCCGUGAAAUUUACAGUGAUGCUGAUGAAGAUAUGCGUAGAGCAAUGAUGAAGUCUUUUGUGGAGUCUAAUGGAACCGUUCUCUCAACCAACUGGAAGGAUGUCGGGAAAAAGACGGUUGAAGGAAGCCCUCCUGAUGGAAUGGAGCUCAAGAAGUGGGAGUAUUAA
Triticum turgidum subsp. durum (durum wheat) is the source of this 1086-nucleotide messenger RNA. The record is from the annotation of a GenBank genome assembly. NCBI's taxonomy places the organism in Eukaryota, Viridiplantae, Streptophyta, Magnoliopsida, Poales, Poaceae.